Molecule: messenger RNA, 1305 nt
Organism: Sphenostylis stenocarpa
Lineage: Eukaryota; Viridiplantae; Streptophyta; Magnoliopsida; Fabales; Fabaceae
Source: the annotation of a GenBank genome assembly
AUGCUAACAUCCUACAAUCUUCUUCGCUCCCGCUUCCGCCGCUGCCACCACUACGCCGCCGCCUACCGUUCCCUCUCCGUGGUACUCGUGAAACCGGACCACCAUCCGCCUCCUAUCGUUCCCUCCUUUUCGCAUCCUUCAAAGCCUAAACAAUUCAUUCUUCUCGCCUUCAAUGCUCAUCGCUUCCACUGUCAUCGCAGUUUCUUCACCAGGGCUAAGCCGGCUCAGAACAUCGAAUUCAACGAUCGCCACAGUCAGCGUGCUGUUAAAACUGCAUUGUGGUGUAACUUUCUUGUUUUUUCACUCAAGUUUGGAGUAUGGUUAGCUUCCUCUAGUCAUGUUAUGUUUGCUGAAGUCAUCCAUUCAGUUGCCGAUUUUGCAAACCAGGCGCUACUUGCUUAUGGUCUAAGUAGCUCAAGACGCGCACCAGAUGCUAUUCAUCCUUAUGGCUAUUCCAAGGAAAGAUUUGUUUGGUCCUUGAUAUCUGCUGUUGGAAUAUUUUGUCUCGGUUCUGGUGCCACCGUUGUUAAUGGAGUUCAGAAUUUGUGGGUUGCACAGCCCCCUGAGAAUAUGCAUUAUGCAGCUUUGGUUAUAUGUGGUUCAUUUGUCAUUGAAGGUGCUUCUCUUAUUGUUGCAAUACAAGCUGUUAAGAAAGGUGCAGCUGCGGAGGGAAUGAAAUUAAGAGACUAUAUUUGGCGUGGCCAUGAUCCUACAUCUGUUGCUGUGAUGACAGAGGAUGGUGCUGCAGUCACCGGCCUUCUCAUUGCUGGGGCAUCAUUGGUUGCGGUAAACGUAACUGGAAAUGGCAUUUAUGAUCCCAUAGGUUCCAUUAUAGUUGGCAACUUACUUGGAAUGGUAGCCAUAUUUCUUAUCCAGAGAAAUCGACAUGCUUUGAUUGGUAGAGCUAUUGAUGACCAUGAUAUGGAGAAAGUACUUCACUUUUUGAAAAAUGACCCGGUUGUAGAUUCCCUCUAUGAUUGCAAAAGUGAAGUUAUUGGGCCUGGAUUCUUCAGAUUUAAGGCAGAAAUAGAUUUUAAUGGAGAGAUGGUGGUGCAAAACUAUCUUAAAAGGACUGGACGUGGAGAGUGGGCAAGACAGUUUCGUGAAGCUGCAAAGAAGAAGGAUGAUACUGCCCUGAUGAAUAUUAUGUCAAAUUAUGGUGAGGAAGUAGUUACAGCUUUAGGAAGUGAAGUAGAUAGAUUAGAGAAGGAAAUCCAGAAUCUCGUGCCUGGUAUUCGGCAUGUUGAUAUUGAGGCCCACAAUCCCCCAACAGAGACGACCUUUUCAAGUGAAAGUAUUCAAUAA